GCAUUCCCGGAAGUGACGGCGUCCGGCGUCAGCUGUUUGUUGAUGUUUGCGCUGCUCAGUGGACUCAGGAGGCCGGCUUGUUUUUGUUCUUUACUCCGGACCUGCGGGGCUCAGAUACGGCUACAAUACAACUAAAACGAGCGAACAGUUUUGUUCCGAAAAGGCAGGCCGGAGUGCCAGCACACAAGACUGAACGCUGAGAAGGAGGCGCCUUCGUCGCUCUUCUCAUAAAGUAAUCCAGCCAUGACAAUUCUGCCGAAGAAGAAGCCAAGCUCUGCAGUCGGAGUCUCUGACCACCCGGACGACGCAGACCGGCGGAGCGGCUCCGACCCACACUCUCACGCGCAUCCCCAUGGAGGCCGAGCCAGCGCUAGGCCAAGGGCUUCUCCUCCGCGCUGGCCUUAUCAGGCCGCGCCGCCUUCUUCCCGUGAGGACCGGCGGGGAGAGGCGAGUGGCCGACCGCAGCAGGCUUCCCCUCCACCCGUGGGAGCAGGUUCCUCGUCCGUCCCGGUGGACGGCAGUGGCGGAGGUGGGGUGGCAUGUGGAGCUGGGGUGCGCGUGGAGCUGGGAGGCGGUGUUGGAUGUGGUGGAGGAGUUGGAGUCGGCGGUGGGGUCGUAGGUUGCUGCUCAGGGCCCGGACUCAGUAAGAGGCGGCGACAAGCAGCCUGUGCCGGUGGAGUCGCUGGCGGAGGGGUUGUUGGAGUGGCCGGAGGGGGUACUAGUCCCGACCCCGAAGAAGGAGCCGGUUACAAUAGCGAGGACGAGUAUGAGAAUGCGGCGAGGUUACAGUCCUUGGAUCCAGCGACGGUGGAACAGCAGGAGCACUGGUUCGAGAAAGCUUUGGGAGAAAAGAAGGGAUUUGUCAUUAAAAAAAUGAAAGAAGAUGGAGCUUGCCUUUUCAGAGCAGUUGCUGACCAAGUGUACGGGGACCAGGAUAUGCAUGAUGUUGUCAGAAAGCACUGUAUGGACUAUUUGAUGAAGAAUGCAGAUUAUUUUUCAAGUUAUGUGACAGAAGAUUUCACUACAUACAUAAACCGGAAGAGGAAGAAUAAUUGUCAUGGGAACCACAUUGAGAUGCAAGCAAUGGCAGAAAUGUAUAAUCGGCCUGUAGAAGUCUAUCAGUAUGGCACAGAACCAAUCAACACGUUCCAUGGCAUUCAUCAGAAUAAUGAUGAGCCAAUACGGGUCAGCUACCACCGUAACAUCCACUACAAUUCUGUUGUUAACCCAAACAAAGCAACAAUCGGAGUUGGGCUGGGGCUACCAGCCUUCAAACCAGGGUAUGCAGACCAGUCCAUGAUGAAAAAUGCUAUAAAAACAUCAGAAGAGUCAUGGAUUGAGCAGCAGAUGCUAGAAGACAAGAAAAGGGCCACAGACUGGGAAGCCACCAAUGAAGCCAUUGAAGAGCAGGUGGCACGUGAGUCUUAUCUGCAGUGGUUGCGAGACCAAGAAAAACAGGCGAGGCAGCCACGGAAAGCUAGUGCAACAUGCAGUUCUGCCACUGCUGCAGCAUCAAGUGGUUUGGAAGAAUGGAGUGGUCGAUCUCCAAGACAAAGAAGCACCGCACCCUCCCCAGAACAUCCAGACCCACAUACUGACUCCACUGUUAAACCUCCAUCGCCAGCUGGAGCAGCCCUUAUCCUGCCUAAACCACCUUCACCUUGUGCACCAGGUACCAGCACCCAGUCGUGUGUAACAGGUGACAGAGCGUCAUCGUCCACACUCGUCUCCUUGUACCCUGCACUUGAGUGCCGAGCUAUCAUGCAGGAGAUGUCACCUACUGCUUUUGGUCUAGCAGACUGGGAAGAUGAUGAGAUUCUAGCAUCUGUCCUGGCCGUAUCACAACAAGAAUACCUCGACAGCAUGAAGAAGAGCGCAGUGCACAGAGAGCCCUCUCCAGACAACAGUUGAUAUUUAAAGUGGAGUACAAUAAAAGGGAAGAAAUAGAAGGAGGCAGCAACAAACAGAAAAAAACAAACAAACAAACAGCACUCAUCACCUCAUCAUGUGACUCUCCAGAUGUGCGCCUUUCUUCUGUUCUGCCUCCACAUGCCACUUGUCCUGCCCUUCCUUCCCAGACAACUAAACAUAAUCAGUGACCUGACAGUUCCCCUCCAUCUCCUUGUCCUAAUGCCUAAACACAAUUGGACUUAUUUAGGUGCAUGUUUAAAUAAACAACAACCAACAGAUAAGAGAAAAAACAAAAACAAAUUGUAAUAAUGUCAUACUUCUUAUUGAUUGUUUAUGAAUAUAAUUUUUGCUUUAUUUUUCUCCUUUUUGAGGUAUGAAAAAAAGACACUUGUUUCUUUGAAUAAAAAAAGAAAAAAAGCC
Erpetoichthys calabaricus (reedfish) is the source of this 2331-nucleotide messenger RNA. It is a transcript of the gene otud5a, whose product is annotated as OTU deubiquitinase 5a. Lineage: Eukaryota; Metazoa; Chordata; Cladistia; Polypteriformes; Polypteridae. Gene Ontology annotation, biological process: protein deubiquitination. The record is from RefSeq and is a predicted model, not a curated record. Bases 244 to 1911 code for a protein of 555 amino acids. The transcript has 9 exons. Gene Ontology annotation, molecular function: K63-linked deubiquitinase activity; cysteine-type deubiquitinase activity.